Molecule: messenger RNA, 2953 nt
Organism: Lingula anatina
Lineage: Eukaryota; Metazoa; Brachiopoda; Lingulata; Lingulida; Lingulidae
Cellular component (GO): membrane
Source: RefSeq, a predicted model, not a curated record
AUACAGAUUACAAACAAUGGAGUGGAUAGAUGGCGCACAUUCUGAAGUAUUUGGAGGGUCAGACGGCGUGGUUCAGGUCAAAUACCAUGGUGUAUGGGGCACCGUAGGCAGAACAGGGUGGUCAGACGCAGCAGCAGCCGUGGUGUGCUCACGCCUCGGCUACAGAACCGGUAUUGGGUUCCCAAGACCUGUGUACAGAAGCUGGAAAUCUUGGGAUCCAUCGUUAGUACAGUGGUACGAAGGGGUGCAGUGUGACGGAAAUGAGACCUCUCUCGAGGCAUGCGCACACUCGGGUACCUGUCAUUAUGCAAAUCAUUUGUGGGACGUGUCAGUCAGUUGCUUCGAUACUUGGGAAGGUCUUACCGUAAGAUUCGCGGCAGUGUUCUCUUUCUUUUCGAAUAUUUUGGGGACUUUAGUAGUAGAGCACCAGGGCUCGAAUGGAUUCGUAUGCACGGAUGGGUUUGACGAUACGGAGGCCAGUAUAAUUUGCAGAGCUAAUGGAUAUAAAUCGGGAAGAUCUGUUUAUCAUCAUUCUCUCAUAGAUUACUUUCGAGGCCCAGCGUGGAUAUCCCAGCUUAACUGCAGCGGCAGCGAGGGCUCUCUAACAGACUGCCCGUAUGUUGUCAAUGAUGAGAACUGUUACUCGGGUUCUUGGUUGAGAAGAGCGGCUGUUUUGUGCUUAGAGACAAUAGAUCCGCAAGAGAGCAUCCACUAUCGACUGGAAGAAGGCACCAUGUUUAGCGGCAAAGUUAUGGUCGGCGUGAACGGCCUUUGGAAACCGGUAUCAGAGAGAGAUUUUGCGACAACAGAGAGCACAGUAUUUUGUAGACAAAUGGGCUUUGAUUACGGUGUUAGAUAUACCUACGGCGACGCAGGGUGUAUAGAUUCCAAUUCACGUUGGGACAUGUGGUUAACCGUCGAUGAAUGCAAUCCAGAUUAUCAUACCACUCUAGAAGAGUGCACGAUAGAGGGAAGAUACUGGCAAGGGUCUAUACGAUGUCGCCCCCCACGAGUCCUGUGCUACUUCGAAGCUGGCGACGUGUGCACGGGUGGUGCAUCUCACCCUGAUGUGAUAGAACACAAGUGGGGCCAAAUUCGAAGUCCGCGGAGACCCGCAGUAACCAAUUCUGAUUACGAUGUGCAAUGCUGGUGGCUGCUACAAGUUCCACGUCAGUAUGUUUUGAAUGUGGAAAUCUUUGUCAAGAUGGACGCUACCAACCUGACUCUGUACGACGGCUCCAGUGUCAACUCCAAUGUAUUAUUGUUCCUGUCUGGCAGUGGAGAAAGUGAGCAAACACUGCAAGCGACUGGACAUCAGCUACUUAUUCACUACGACCAGGCUUCCUACACGGACUACUUUAUAUUGGGAUAUGAAGCUGUUUGUAAUAGCAUUCUCGGAGUGCCCGCAUGGCGUAAUACAGACAACGUCACGUCCUUGUAUGGUAAGAACGUCACCUUGUUAUUCACCGGAAGUGAUUGGAAUGCAACCUGUGAAAAUUUUUCAUCCGAGUGCCUCAGUGGUAUACAAGCCUGCCAACUGUCAUGUGACGCGAAUACGUACUGCUGGACAUUAUACUAUGACAUACAUAAUGGCAGCUGCUACAUUGGGGUUCGCUCAUACCAAUACGGCAAGACAGUAGAUCUCACAGAUGUUCACCUUUUGCAAUAUGAAAUUGAUUGUACAGUCAAUGGUUCGUGGUCUGCCUGGUCGUCAUGGUCACAUAUGCCAGUCACGUGCGGGUCAGGGGUCAUCAGCAGGACUAGAACAUGCACAGAUCCAAGUCCACAUUUCGGAGGAUCAGACUGCGAAGGCAAUUCCACAGAGGAGACUUUGGCUUACUCACAAAAUUGCCCAGUCCCAUGCUCUGCGCCAAAUAGCACGAACGAUUCUUUUCUUAUCCCAAUUUCAAAUAGAUCAUAUUAUCUUUGGAAUGAGCAACUUGAUGUUUUCUGUGUGCCUGGGUAUUCAUCUUUGAGUGGCCAAACCGAAUACACCAUUACGUGUGGAUACAACGGUACCUGGGACAUGGAAAAUGUAACAUGUGUUUUAAAAAGUAGUAUAAUUGACUCAGAAACGGUUAACUACAACCAUUCUGAGACGAGCAUGGUAGUAACGUCGGUGUCACUGACUGGAAUGGAAUAUAAUGAUAGUGCAGCAACUAUCUCGUAUUCUUCUUUGGUAGACUCGGUGCUGUUUAAUGUGUCACAGGAGUAUUCUCAAUCAGCGGAGCAAACCCUGUUAUUCCCAUCAGCGUCGGUCUUAAUCCCAAGCAAUGAAAAUAAUGCAACAGACUUAUCUGAAGGGAUAUCGACUAUAUCUUUUGAUGGCACGUCCCCUCCAUCCAGUGACUUAGAGACAGACUUCAUUUCAACGUCGAUUGAUUCUAUUUUUAUUUCAAAUUUAUCCACAUCUUUGGAUACGCUUCAACCCGAAGAAGUGUCUGACAUGGCGAGUACAUAUGUACAGAGCAGUCAGUCUAAUAACUCCAAUGUGAGUGAGGCAUUCCAGUCAACUCGAGGGCAAUUCUCAGACUUAAUGAAUAUGGCGUCAUCAGAGAGCAUAUCGUUCCUUUCAGCUUUGACUCCGUUUCCAAGCCUUUUUCGUUCUACACAAGAGGAAACAGUGACGAAUAUUCCAAGUGUGCCUUCUUCAGUAAGCGAGUCUUAUUCUCCCACAAUAUUUGCGGCUGUCCAUGAUUUCUCUUCAUCUAUAGAAAGUUUCAGUUAUUUCUCCACAGACAUUGGUUUCGUGUCACCAGACAUUAGUUUUGUGUUGCCACCAACAAGUGGAUUUUCCUCUGACAUUUCAAGCGUGGUGUCCUCAGGAAGCGUGGCUGAAAUGUCAUCAAUGUUUUCUUAUCCCCAGCUUUUCUCUUCUUUGCUAGAAAGUGCUGCUUCAUUGCCGUCAUCGGAAAACGUGUCCAGUCUUUUUCCAACGUCUUUAAAGCUCUGA